Molecule: messenger RNA, 1665 nt
Organism: Knipowitschia caucasica
Lineage: Eukaryota; Metazoa; Chordata; Actinopteri; Gobiiformes; Gobiidae
Source: the annotation of a GenBank genome assembly
AUGAGGAUAUCCACGCUGCUGACCGCCGCUCUGCUGGGACUGCUCCUCUGGGCCUCCUGCACCCAGGCUGAGGAGGAGGCAUCCAAGGAGGCUGCUGAGGAGGCUGCUGAUGAGGCUUCUGAUGAGGAGUUAGAAGAAGAGGAGAAACCCAAGAAACCCAAAACUACAGAGAUUGAAGAAGAGAAUGAAGUAAUGGUUUUGCAUAUUCACAACUUUGCGAGGGCGCUGAGUGAAAACAAGUACCUGCUGGUGGAAUUCUACGCUCCGUGGUGUGGACACUGUAAGCGACUAGAGCCUGCAUACGCAGAGGCGGCAGCCCGACUGAAGCAGGAGGAGGGAGGUCUGCGUUUGGCCAAAGUGGACGCCAUCGAGGAGAAGGAGCUGGGUCAGGAGUUCGACGUGGGAGGGUACCCCACCAUCAAGCUCUUUGUGGAUGGAGAUCGCACACAGGCAAAGGAAUACACAGGGGGGCGGUCAGCACAGGGGAUGGUCACUUGGAUGAAGCGACAGGCGUCUGCUGGAGUCCCCGUGUUGGACUCUCCAUCUACCAUCACUCAGUUCAUCGAGGCCCAUAACGUCUCAGUGGUGGCCUUCUUUAAGGACAUGGAGAGUGAAGCAGCUAAAGUGGUAGAUGAGCUGUACUUCAGUAGCGCUCUGGAAAUCGCCAAGACGUCCAGUGUCGAGCUCUUCCAGAAGUAUGAGGUCACCACGGACUCUGUGGUGCUCUUUAAGAAGUUUGACGAGGGCAGAGUGGACUUUCCGUUAGCAGAAGGAAAACUGGACAAGGACAAUCUGACCAGCUUUAUUCGAGAAAACAGCCUGGAGCUUAUCAUCAGUUUCAAUCCAGAGAAAUCUGAGGCUAUUUUCGGUUCCAGCAUCAAACUCCACAACCUGAUGUUUGUAAACGCGAGCACAGACGCUCACAUGGCUCUGGUGGAGGAGACCCGCAGUGUGGCCAAGCAGUUCAAGGGCAAGAUUCUCUUUGUUUUGCUUGACAUAUCCGUUGAAAUGCACGGUCAGAUCAUGGAUUACUUUGGUGUGAAGGCCAGCGACACCCCAACCGUCCGUAUGUUUGAGAUGACCAGCCAGAAGAAGUACAGCCUGUCCCCCGAGCCCUUCAGCGCGGGGGCCGUUGCGGCGCUCUGUCAGGGCGUGCUGGACGGGACCGCUCAGGCGUUCUACAAGACAGAGGAGGUCCCUGAGGACUGGGACAAGGCCCCUGUCAAAGUGCUGGUGGGAAAGAACUUCAAGGCUGUGGCCCAAGACCCCACCAAGAACGUGUUUGUCAAGUUCUACGCUCCGUGGUGUCAUUUCUGCAAAGAGAUGGCUCCAAUCUGGGAGCAGCUGGGAGAGAAGUAUGCUGAUCAUGCAGACAUCAUCAUCGCCAAGUUCGACGCCACAGCCAACGAGGCCGAAGGGGUCCAGGUCAAUGGCUUCCCCACACUCAUCUACUACCCUGCAGAGGGCAAAGAGCAGGUCCAGUAUCACGGUGAACACACUCUGGAAAAGAUGUCUGAGUUCCUGGACAAUGGAGGAGUGGAGCCUGAGACACCGGAGGAGCCUGAAGACGAUGAAGAAGACGAGGAGGACGAGGCAGAGGACGAGGCAGAGGACGAGGCAGCACCAGACUCAGCAGCCAACACCACUGUCAAAGAGGAACUGUGA